CGCCGGUCACUUUCCAGUAAACUUACCCCCACACCCUCUCUUCUUUAUUCUCUCUCCAUCUCUCUCUAAUCUCUCUCCCUCUCUCUCUCUCUGGAUAUCUCUAUCAGAAGUUUUUUGCACAUUGCCCUACAACUUACAGCUAUCUCAGCAAUUCUCCUUAUCUGUGAGAUCUUCUUAUUGCUCCAAGGUUCCAUUUUUUUUCUAUUUCUUGUAGAAAAUAUAAAUACCAUUUUUUUAUUUAUUAAUUUUGUUGAAUUUUAUAUUAGACUAGAUUGUGAUAAGUUGUUUGAUUCUUAAGUUAGAGUUGCAUCUUGUGGUUGUAUUGACUUGAUUAUGUUGGCUCAGAUAGCUUAGUUCAGUGGGAAUUGUUAAAGCUGAUCUGGGUUUUUGAGGAGGGAUUAUGUUCUUUGAUUAGAUUCUUGUUGGAUGUGUUUUAUUAUAUUUAGUUGAUUUUGUAGCUAGGGUUUGAAAUGUUGCAUAGUUUUGAGCUGUUUGAUCUUUGAAUGGAAUUAGGGUUGAAAAGGUUGUUACCCUCUUUGUGAUUAUUGAGGCCAAGAGGUGAUGAGGCCUGAGGGCAAGGACCCUGAUGAUUUUGUAUUUAUUUGGUUUUGGGAUUAUAGACAAUUGAGGUUUGAUUGAGUUUUGAUUAGUCAGGUUUGGUUUAUUGUGCAACUCAUACAAAAGGCUACUUUUUAUAAGCAAUAUGGCAACAGCAGCAGGUUCCGAUUUUUCGCCUUCAUUCAGGGUGUUAGAGGGUAGUGUAGAUAAAGAUCAGGUUUCUAUCAGUAAAGAUGAAGUUUCUGUGAAAUCAGCUGAUUCGGAGCAGAUUCCUAGUGAAAGACCUUCGAGACAUCUUUCUGUUGUGCAACAUAGUAUAAGUUCUCUUAAAGAUACAAGUGCUGCUGAUUUGGAAUCUGAUUCCAGGGUUGUUGGCGUUAAGUCUCCUGCAGAUGGAAAUUCUAACUUCUCACUGGUAUUUCGGUCAGGAAGCUGCGCUGAGAAAGGUGCGAAGCAACACAUGGAGGAUGAACACAUAUGUAUAGACGAUCUUGUUCAAGAGUUGGGUGCGGGUGCAAGUGCCGAUUUACUUUCCUCUGGAGCUUUCUAUGGGGUGUUUGAUGGUCAUGGCGGUGUUGACGCAGCAUCGUUUGUUAAAAAGAACAUCCUCAAGUUCAUAGUUGACGACUCUCAUUUCCCUGUUUGCCUGGAAAAGACAAUUAUGAAUGCCUUUGUGAAAGCAGAUCAUGCCUUUGCGGAGGAUAGCAAUUUAGACAUCUCCUCUGGGACUACUGCACUAACUGCUCUCAUACUUGGAAGACGGUUAGUAGUAGCGAAUGCAGGGGAUUGUAGAGCUGUCCUGGGAAAACGUGGGAGAGCAGUUGAGCUGUCCAGAGACCACAAACCAAAUUCCACAUCAGAAAGAACAAGGAUCGAAAAACUUGGAGGAGUCAUCUAUGAUGGAUACCUUAAUGGUCGAUUAUCUGUAGCACGUGCUCUCGGAGAUUGGCACAUGAAGGGACCCAAGGGAUCUGCCUGCCCAUUGAGUGCAGAGCCAGAAUUGCAGGAGAUUCAGUUGACAGAAGAAGAUGAAUUCCUGAUAAUGGGAUGUGAUGGUCUCUGGGAUGUGAUGAGCAGCCAGUAUGCUGUAACAACAGCAAGGAAGGAGUUAAUGUUACACAAUGACCCAGAGAGAUGUUCUAGAGAGCUGGUAAGGGAAGCACUCAAACGCAAUAGUUGUGACAAUCUGACAGUUAUAAUUGUAUGUUUCUCCCCUGAUCCUCCUCCUCGAAUAGACAUUCCUCAAACUGACGUUCCGAGAAGUGUAUCAGCAGAUGGACUUAAUGUGCGGAAAGGUGUUUUACAUAGUGAUUCGUAAGGGUAUGUUAGAAAAAUGACAGGGAUUAAGUGAGACUACUAAGAAGGGCCUGGUGCAAAUGGAGGGAAUGGGUUAAGUGAAGGGUUCACAUUUGGCCCAUGUGUUGCUGCAGCAUCUUCACAGUGGGUUGAGUUUUGGAUCCCUCAUUUUUGCAAAUAAAUGAGUUAUUUAAUUUAGUGUUAGACUUUUGUUAUAGUUUAUAUCAUGUAUAAAGUUAUGUAGCAUCUCGUGGUAGAUUCGACUUCCAGUGUAAAAUGUUAGUAAGGAGGUAAUAUGUUGCAAAAGAGUUCUUAACUGAAAGAGUCAUGAUAUGUUGACUUGUCUA
Daucus carota subsp. sativus is the source of this 2201-nucleotide messenger RNA. RefSeq names its product probable protein phosphatase 2C 27. The coding region runs from base 704 to 1876 and encodes 390 amino acids. The transcript has 4 exons. Gene Ontology annotation, molecular function: protein serine/threonine phosphatase activity; cation binding. Gene Ontology annotation, biological process: protein dephosphorylation. The record is from RefSeq and is a predicted model, not a curated record. NCBI's taxonomy places the organism in Eukaryota, Viridiplantae, Streptophyta, Magnoliopsida, Apiales, Apiaceae.